Salvia splendens (bonfire salvia) is the source of this 1769-nucleotide messenger RNA. RefSeq names its product E3 ubiquitin-protein ligase CIP8-like. Gene Ontology annotation, cellular component: cytoplasm. Lineage: Eukaryota; Viridiplantae; Streptophyta; Magnoliopsida; Lamiales; Lamiaceae. Gene Ontology annotation, biological process: protein ubiquitination. The record is from RefSeq and is a predicted model, not a curated record. Gene Ontology annotation, molecular function: ubiquitin protein ligase activity.
UCUAAAUAUAAGGAUUUAUAUUAGUGGUACAUUUUCAUUUUAAAAUAGUUGUCAUCCUUCGUACAUAUAUUUAAUUAAUUAAAAAAAAAUAGCAGUAGUAAAAGAUAAGAUUAUGAAUAGAGUUGGUGAUGAUCUGGACGUCAAUUAGGAAUUAAUGAAAUCAACCCGCACCAACACCCUCAACUUCGUACUACGACUUCCAGUCUCAAUGCCGAUAACUUGAUCCCACCGAACCGUAGAGAAACCCGCCUUCAACAAUUUCCACUUGAAAAAAAAAUAAAGGAAAAAUACGACGAUCCAUAAAUUCCUUUUCACAUGCACACAGAGACGUUCUCUGCUCUGUUUUUUGGGCCCCAAAAAUUUGUCGACGAAAACCUAAAAUCACCGGAGAGCGAUCUCGAUGGCCGAAACCCCGGCGGAUCAGCCACCGGCCCGAUCCCAGCCCGAAGCCCGCACCGGAUCGGGCCAUCAGUACUGGUGCUACCACUGCGACAAGCGCGUCUCCGUCGAAACCCUCGCAGAUCUGCCCGACGUCGUCUGCUGCGACUGUAAAAACGGAUUCGUCGAGUUAAUUGCCGCCUCGAGUUAAUUGCCGCCGCAGCCGUCCCCUGCUGCUGCGGCGGUGCCGGAUCCUUUGGAGGAUCCGAAUUUCGGGAGUCAGUUCAUCCAGGUGCUCCGCUUAAUCGCUCAGGCGGCGCGGGAGGAGGACGCGCCGCCCCCGUUGCCUUCCGAUCCGUCCAGCAACGAUUGCCUCCAAAUCGAGCUGGACGAGUGGGACAACGACGAUGAUGAGGAGGAAGAGGACUACGAGGAUGAGCACUCUGUGGAAGUCGUCCGCGAGGAGGUGGAGAAUCGCGAGCGUGGGGCGGGGAAUAACAGAUCCGUAGGCAGCGGCGAUGAGGACGAGGAAGGGAUUGAAGUGGUUGCACCGCGCGGGGAGGGCGAGGAAGACAAUGAGGACGAAAUGGUUGAGAUGAUGCGGCGGCGGCGCGAUGUGCUCCAGCUCCGAUUGAGGGAUUUCGCCUCUCGCGCCGCCAGCAGGCGCAACCGGAUUCUCGAUUGGGCAGAUGUGCUGAUAGGGCAGGAGGACCACUCGAUUGAGCUGACGCUGCAGGUUCCGGAUUCGGAUACCUACGUGGGGAAUCCGGGGGAUUACGUCGACGCCUCUGAAUACGAGGCUUUGCUGCAGAACUUAGCCGAGAGUGACAGCGGAGCGCGGCAUGGGGCGCCUCCGGCUGCAAAAUCAGUGGUGGAGGGGUUGGAGGGUUUUUUUAUUGACAAAGAGGAAAACGUAAUUGCUUGUGCUAUAUGUAAAGACACGGUGAAUGUGGGAGAAAUUGCGAAGAACUUGCCUUGUGGACAUGGAUAUCACAGCGACUGUAUUGUAACGUGGCUUGGGGCGAGGAAUUCGUGUCCUGUUUGUAGGUUUGAGCUGCCCACAGAUGAUCCGGAGUAUGAAGAGGAGAGGAAGAAGAGAGUUGUGGCGGCCGGUUCAAGGGUGGCUUCGUCCAGUUCUUCUCCCUCUGCUGCUGGUGGUGGUGGUGGUGGUGAUAGUCCUGAUUCUUCCUUGGCAUAAAUUGUAUUGGUAUGCCGCUAAAUUUAUGCACUUGAUUUACAUUUGUCUUGUUAGUUGUAGCUCUGCAUUUGGUGAUCGGUUUUAUUAGUUUUUCCAAUUGGGACAUUGGUUGUGAACUAAGCCUAUUUGUAAAUAACAAUCUUUCUGGUUGAAAAAUUCCCAAUAAGUUCCGUAUGAUAAAAACAUUUGUCAA